Molecule: messenger RNA, 1926 nt
Organism: Xyrichtys novacula (pearly razorfish)
Lineage: Eukaryota; Metazoa; Chordata; Actinopteri; Labriformes; Labridae
Source: the annotation of a GenBank genome assembly
AUGGCAGUCGUCAUCCGUUUACAGGGACUCAGUAUCGCAGCGGGCUCUGAGGAUAUCCGCAAGUUCUUCACUGGCCUAAAAAUUCCGGAUGGAGGGGUGCAUAUUAUUGGUGGGGAGCGAGAGGAAGCAUUCAUUAUCUUUGCUUCGGAUGAAGAUGCAAGAAGAGCCAUGACGCGGUCGUUGGGUUGCAUUAAAGGUUCGCCUGUGACAUUGCUUCUGAGCAGUAAAGCAGAAAUGCAAACUGUGCUCGAGAGAAGUACAAAAUCUGUAGAGCUUGAUCAAAAGAGGCGACUAGAAGAAAAUUCAAGACGUGCUGGAAGAUCUGUGGACUCUGAGGUGGGCAGGAGAUCCGUUAGCAGAUUGGAUCACACUUCCUCACAGCACAAGGGGCCUUCAAGCACCAAUGAUGACCUCCUGUAUUUGUUUCUAAAAGGAAUGCCUUUCUCAGUGACCGAAGAGGACAUCUUGAGUUUUUUCAGUGGUUUAGCAGUUGAUGACAUAAUCUUGUUUAAAACUGGAUAUGGUGCGAAGAACGGGAAGGGUAUUGCAAAAUUUGCAACCACUAAGGAUGCGUAUGAAGGUCUGAAGAGGGAUAGACAGUACAUAAGGGCAAGGUAUGUAGAGGUUUCUCCAUCAACAGCAGAGGACUGGCGUAAGGCUGGUGGUAGUGUGUCAUUUGAUGGCAACACAGGUGACAACUUUUUAAGGGAUAGAUCUCCAAUUCGCAGUCAGAGAAAUCCACAACAUCAUGCAAGGUCCCAGUCACCUGUGGCUCAGAGGUCUGUUUCUUCUUCAGAUGAAGAGUACUGUGUUUUGUUGGAAAAUAUGUCCUACACAGUGGAAAAAGAAGACAUAAAAAAGCUCUUUCGAAAUGCUAACCUUGAAGAUGGCCAGAUCCUUCACCUCAUGGGCAGUGAUGGCAAAAGAACUAGGUCUUCAUUUGUACUGUUCAGGAGUCUGCGAGACUACUGUGAUGCCUUGAGUAAUGAAAAAAGACUAUUUCAGAACCGAUGGGUUUACACUCGUCCAAUUUCAAGAGAAAAAAUGAUCACCCUGCUGGAAUCUCAGGGCAUGAGUGACAGACCUGCUGAUAAAUCUGCCAGAUUUCUGGAGAGGCCUCCAGCUCACCCCAGUGAUGCGCACAAUGCUGAGAAAUUGUGUCUGCUCGUGCGAAAUCUGCCCCUCGAUGUGCGAAAAGUGGAGAUCAUGGACUUUUUCCUUGGGUUUGAUAUCACUGAGGACAGGGUGUUUGUGAUGAGUGACCAUAAUGGUGAUGGGGUUGGACAGGCUCUGGUUCUUUUCCGGUCUGAGACAGAGGCUAUGAGUGCCCUCUCUCUCAAUGGACAAAGGUUUCUUGGGUCAGAAGUCAUACUGAAAUGCAUUUCACGGUCCCAGAUGCUGCAGUUGGGGUUUGAGCCAUCAGUGAUGCAAGAGCAGCGUGUACAAAAUCCACUGCCAAGAGGAGAGCACUACACAGACAGGAGCAAUAUGUCAUCCUAUCGCCCAGGUGACCCGGAGUAUCCUGACUACAGGAUUUCUCAGGAUGGUGAUUCACCAAUACCUUACACACGUGCUUCAACCCAUGGUGGUUUGGAUAAUGACUCCUAUAUGGUGGGUGGACAUGCUGCGCGAGAUUGGGGUAAUGGUGGUCAGGGCAGCUUUAAUGCUAAAGCACAGAAUUUUGAUGGCCCCACCUGUGUACAGCUACUUAACUUGCCGUUCCAAAUCAGACGAGAAGAAAUCUAUGACUUUUGCUAUGGAUAUCAGAUCAUCCAAGGAUCUGUCUCACUGCAGUAUGACCAAAGUGGAAGACCAAAAGGCUCUGCAACUGCAGUGUUUGAGUCCCGCCUGGAAGCGCUGAAAGCAAUUGAGGAAUUGAGUGGAAGACCAAUAGGUCCAAGAAGAAUACAGCUACAAUUCGUGUAA